Molecule: messenger RNA, 405 nt
Organism: Striga hermonthica
Lineage: Eukaryota; Viridiplantae; Streptophyta; Magnoliopsida; Lamiales; Orobanchaceae
Source: the annotation of a GenBank genome assembly
AUGCUGUCGUUUAUUUUUUCUAUGCUGUACGAACCUCGUGAGUUCUUGCUCACAGAUGGUGGAGACGGUCCGAUCCCAAAAAGCAGCAUCGACUCAAGGAUGUUUAGGUCUCUAAUUGAGAAUCUCCUCCUACCCGCACAAUCAGUGUGGUGGAGUAGUACCAAGACGAGACCGGAAGCGGGGCGUUUCGGGUUGAAGCUGGAGGGUGCGGGUAAGGUGCGAGUGUUCGCUAUCCCUAGUCCUAUCCUGCAGCGCUUGGUGAAGCCGCUGCAUGACUGGACGAUGUCGGUUCUCAAAGAACUAGAGACCGAUGGGACUUUCGACCAACUCGCUCCUCUCCGUCGGCUUAAGGGUCCGGCGAAAGUUUUACGCUUUACAAGGGGUCAGCCUCUGGGCUUCUACUAA